Linderina pennispora is the source of this 939-nucleotide messenger RNA. RefSeq names its product WD40 repeat-like protein. Gene Ontology annotation, molecular function: protein binding; chromatin binding. The transcript has a single exon. The record is from RefSeq and is a predicted model, not a curated record. Gene Ontology annotation, cellular component: Set1C/COMPASS complex. The annotation marks the transcript as partial. NCBI's taxonomy places the organism in Eukaryota, Fungi, Kickxellomycota, Kickxellomycetes, Kickxellales, Kickxellaceae.
CUAGCGGCGUUGCGCAACUUUAGCAUCGCCAAGCAGUUCCGCGAUAACCGCAGCACAAUCAUGUCCUUGGAUUUCGACAGCAAAGGCACACGUUUAAUAACAACCAGCAAGGACGAGAGCCUGCAUAUAUAUGACACAGAUGCGGGCGUGCGGCGACAGGUUUUGUAUAGCAAAAAAUACGGCUGCAAUUUAGCCCGAUUCACAAGGCACGCGGGCAGUAUCGUGUACGCGUCGACAAAGGUCAACGACGAGAUCCGGUACAUGUCAUUGGAGACGAACCAGUAUAUUCGCUACUUUGCGGGCCAUACAUCAAACGUCAUCAGCAUGUCUCUGUGCAGCACAAACAGUCUCGUGUCGGGCGACGUCGACGGAUGCGUGUAUCUGUGGGACUUGAAUGUCCCAAAGCCCGUUGGCUCACUAAACGUGCAGGCACGUGCAGUGGUGGAUUGCGACGGGCACGGGCUCACUGUGGCUGCUGUUAACGGGGAGUCGGGCGAGCUCAGUUUGUUUGACGUACGACAGCUGGGAAAGGGCGCAUUUGGUUCGGCCCGACUGGACAUAUAUGGACAGCAAAUCGACAGCCUGCAGGUUAUGCCGCCAUCAGGCGACCGGCUAAUAGUGACUAUGGACGAUGGCUCACAUAGCAUUGUCGAUGCCUUCUCACUGCAGCCAAUGUUGCGUCUCAAUGCACCGCGGUCUAGUGCAAAGCAGCCGGUGCAGCAAAGGUGCACUGUGACGCCAGAUGGCAAUGCGGUGAUUGCCGGGUGUGCCGACGGCAGUAUUGUGAUGUGGGAGAUAGCGGGAAUGGAGGAGCGCGGUGGGUCGACGGAUGUUUCGUGCGUGUGGGGCGGGCUGCAUGAUGACGGCGCUGUCAAUGUGUGUGCUUUCAAUCCACAUUUAAUGAUGUGUGCGACUGCUUCAGAAUCGCUAGCGUUCUGG